AUGAUUCUACCUAGGCUUGCUAUGUGGAUCAUUUUAAAUACAAAUGAUGAUCGAAAUGGUAGAGUCAUUUAUAACACUAAACCAAUACCUGGUGCAACAUUGAAAUACUUUGAUGCCACACCUGAUGAAAAUGCACUUUGGCAUUUUGAAUUAAAUGUUGUAGACGGAAAGGAAUACUAUAAGAUUCGUAACCAUGCCACUAAUUUAUACAUGCAAACAGUAAUCCCUUAUCAAGAAGGAGAAUCUCAAUAUACUCAAAACGCCUACGAAAAAGAUGCUUCAUUAUACGAGGUUAUUCCAUUAUAUCAGGAUGACUCAUAUAUCAUCGUUCACAAGGAUGGAUUGCCACUUUGGUGUUAUGAAGAAGAACGUGGUGUUGUUUUGAACAAAGAUGAUAGAACAUUCAAAGGUGGAUCAACAUUUAAGCUUGCUAUUGCAACAAAGCAAGAUUUUGCUGAUAUUGCACAGCAGAAAGCUGAUGAAGCCACAUACACAGAUGUCUGGGGUGAUGAAUUCGACAAGGAUGGCACACCAGAUCCAACAAAGUGGGAUUAUGAGCAUGGUUUCGUCAGAAACCAGGAAAUGGAAUGGUAUCAACCAGAAAACACUUAUGUUGCCAACGGCUCUUUGAUCAUUGAAGGCCGCAAGGAGCAUGACUUACCAAACCCAUGGUAUGAUCCAAACGAAAAGGUUGAUUACAGAAAGAUGAGAAAAUGGAUUAAUUAUACUUCAUCUUCUGUUAUCACAGAUAAGAAGAAGGAUUGGUUGUAUGGACGCUUCUUAGUCAAAGGAAAGAUCCCAGUUUCUGGCGGCUCAUGGCGAAUGGCCAUCAACAGGCGAAGUCGACCUCCUCGAGUACUACACUGA
Messenger RNA from Trichomonas vaginalis G3, 867 nucleotides. RefSeq names its product glycosyl hydrolases family 16. Bases 1 to 867 code for a protein of 288 amino acids. Lineage: Eukaryota; Parabasalia; Trichomonadida; Trichomonadidae. The transcript has a single exon. The record is from RefSeq and is a predicted model, not a curated record.